Frankliniella occidentalis (western flower thrips) is the source of this 1512-nucleotide messenger RNA. Its product is annotated as RNA pseudouridylate synthase domain-containing protein 1. Gene Ontology annotation, biological process: pseudouridine synthesis. Bases 345 to 1142 code for a protein of 265 amino acids. NCBI's taxonomy places the organism in Eukaryota, Metazoa, Arthropoda, Insecta, Thysanoptera, Thripidae. The transcript has 4 exons. The record is from RefSeq and is a predicted model, not a curated record. Gene Ontology annotation, molecular function: pseudouridine synthase activity; RNA binding.
CUCCGUUCUGCAUAUUUGUUUACGUCGAGUACAGCGGAACUGAGCAACAUCGUGGUUUUAGACAUAAUUCAGUGGGAAAAUGUAGAGGAAAUGUUCAUUACCUUUGAAAUAUGGUGAUUUGAUACCAUCUGUAUUGGCAAAUAUUCGCGACAAUGUGUGACAACUCGUCAAGGCAAUACAGUCGUUAAUAUGAAUACUUCUGCAGAUGUUUUUAAGGUUGUAUUGGGGUUAUGCUACUUUUAAGAUCUUAAAUAUCCAGCCCAUGCAGAAGACGGUAAAAUACAUAAAAAAAUAGGAAUCUCUGACCGGUUAAAAGUAUAUUAGACUUGUCAUAAUAAAAUAAAAUGGGGCACUCACUAUUGGAUGUCCUCCAUCGGAGUGGAAAUUUUAUUGUGGUUAAUAAGGAUUGUGACUGUCUCAUAAACAGCGAUGAUCCUGAGAAGUUGGAUACUGUAGCCCACAAGCUGAGUAACACAUUUCCAACACUGUCCAACCCAAAAUUGUUUCAUUCAUUUUAUUUUGUCCAUCGACUUGACUAUUCAUGCAGUGGUGCAUUGUGUGUUGCUCUUAAUAAGGCAGCAUGCGCAGCAGCAAGCCGAGCAUUUGUUACUCAGAAAACUGUAAAGUACUACUUAGCACUUGUGCGAGGACACUUAAAAGACAGUGUAAUGGACAUUUCCAUCCCAGUUGGAAAAGACUGCAGAGAGCAAGGCAGUGGUACAAGUAAUCGAAUGUGUGUGGAGGGACCCCAUUGCAUGGAGCCUAAGGAUUCUCAUACUAGAAUGCUAGUGCUAGACCGUGGUUUAUACUGUGGAGAUCCGGCAACAAAAUUACUUUUGCGGCUGUAUACUGGUAGGAGACACCAGUUAAGAGUCCACUGCUCACACAUUGGGCAUACAAUCAUCGGAGAUUAUACAUACAGUAACAGGACUGAUUUAUCUCCUCCUAGAAUGUAUCUUCAUUCUUUUCGGUUGGUGAUUCCCAAUAAAGUAGAAUGCUUGGAAAUUCAAACAUCAGACCCAUUCACUGAAGAGCAGCUGGAUGGCAAAUGGGUUGUUCAAGAAAAUAUUCAUCCUCUGAAUGAAGACACAUACCAUCUUAUUGAGACUUGGUCAGGAAAAAGAGAUGACAGUGUCAGUUAAAAUUAAACCAAAUCUUUUGCUUUUGAUUUUCACCCUAACAGGAUAUUUUUAAAGUUACUUUUAAACAAAUUUUAGGACAACAUGCAAACAAUUUAUCAAUGAAGUGAACUUCAUUAAAUAUCUCUAUAUGUAGUUUCAAAACAAUCUAUGUUAAAAAAUUAACUUCUGAUUUUUGUUUUUCUAGACAUUUGUUUCAAGACAACUAUAGAGCAGACUGUGCAAUAAAAACAUGAACACAGACAAAAUGUGGAUUUUUUUGGUGAUUAUCACUUAAGGAAACUUUCUUCAAGACCCCAUGAGUUAUAUAAUAAUUAAGUCUUAUUUAUAAUAGUAAUACAAUUGUAACAAGUAAAGGUGCAAAAGAAGUACC